AAAUGAGGGUCACAUGAACUCUUCCAGCUGCAGGUUGACAGAACUUCCACCAUGGUGCAGGAAUACCAGUCCCCGGUCCGGGUCUACAAACACCCGUUUGAGUUAAUCAUGGCGGCCUAUGUAAGGAGAUUCCCAAAGUGCCCCUUGAUCCCAGUGUUUGUGGACAGUAAGGUCGUCAGUGAAACCCAAAGUGAGGAUGGAUCUAUGCUGGUCACAGAGAGGCGCUGUACCAUCGACAUUGAUGCUCCACGACUUCUUAAAAGGAUUGCCGGUGUAGACUACCUGUACUUUAUCCAAAAGAACACCCUGAACCGCAGGGACAGGACGCUCCAUAUUGAGGUCACCAACGAGACCUUUUCCAGCAGAGUCCUCGUUCACGAGAGCUGCAAAUACACGGUUCAUCCAGAAAAUGAGGACUGGACCUGCUUUGAACAGACGGCUAGUCUGGAUAUCAAGUCUUUUUUUGGCUUCGAGAGCUCAGCAGAGAAAAUAGCGAUGAAACAGUAUGCUGCUAGCAUUAAAAAGGGUAAAGAAAUAGUUGAGUACUACCUUAGAGAGCUGGAGGAAGAAGGAGUAACUCACAUACCUCGGUGGACACCCCCUGUUGUCUCUGGGACUGCAGGUGCCAGGCUCCUGCUGCCACCCCCCUCUACUCCCAGAGCCAUCCCAGUGAUCAGUGCCAAGGAUGGGCUGCCCAGCAAAGACCCAGCCUGUCCCGCAGAGCUGGUGUCUGGCUCUCCUGAUGACAAGUUAGAUGCUGACUACAUCAGACGUUACCUAGGUGAUUUAACGCCUCUGCAGGAGAGCUGUCUUAUUCGACUGCGCCAGUGGCUCCAGGAAACCCACAAGGGCAAGAUUCCAAAGGAUCAGCAUGUUCUGCGCUUCCUGAGAGCCAGAGAUUUCAACUUAGACAAAGCCAGGGAGCUUUUGUGUCAGUCUCUUACCUGGAGGAAACAACAUCAGGUGGAUUUCUUGUUGGACACGUGGGAGCAGCCACAGCUGCUUCAGGAAUAUUACACUGGAGGCUGGCACCACCAUGACAGAGACGGCCGUCCUCUGUACAUCCUGCGUCUGGGUCAAAUGGACACUAAGGGUCUGGUUCGAGCCCUGGGAGAGGAGGUGCUUCUCAGACAGGUCCUUUCCAUCAAUGAAGAGGGACUGAGGCGUUGUGAAGAAAACACCAGAGUCUUCGGCCGACCUAUCAGCUGCUGGACUUGCCUGGUGGAUCUGGAGGGUCUCAACAUGCGUCACCUGUGGCGACCGGGCGUCAAGGCUCUGCUUAGAAUCAUCGAGGUGGUGGAGGCCAACUAUCCUGAGACUCUGGGUCGCCUCCUCAUACUGAGGGCGCCUCGAGUUUUUCCAUUGCUCUGGACCCUGGUCAGCCCUUUGAUUGACGAGAACACUCGUAAGAAGUUUCUUGUUUAUGCUGGAAAUGACUACCAGGGUCCAGGAGGUUUGGUGGAUUACAUCGACAGAGAGAUCAUCCCUGACUUUUUGGGAGGAGACUGCAUGUGUGAGAUCCCUGAAGGAAGCAUGGUCCCCAAAUGUCUGUACAGGACCGCGGAGGAGCUGGAGAGUGAGGAGAACCGCCUGUUGACCGACUCCAUCUAUAAGAGCGCCAGCAUCUUCAAGGGAGCUCCAUAUGAGAUGCUGAUUGAGAUCACGGAGGCGUCCUCCGUCAUUACCUGGGACUUUGACGUGUGUAAAGGAGAUGUGAUUUUCAACAUCUACCACUCCAAGAGGGCCCCUCAGCCGCCGAAGAAAGACACGCUCGGAGCCCACGCCAUCGCGUCGCUCGGGGCCGUGAAUGCUCAGCUGAUAGACAGGAGCUGGGUGCUGGGCCAGGACUACAGCAUGGUGGAGAAAGCACUCACUUGCAGGGAGGGAGAGAGUGUACAGGGCUCCCACGUAACGCGCUGGCCGGGUUUCUACAUCCUCCAGUGGCGUUUCCACAGCUCGCCAGCGUGCACCGCCUCCAGUCUGCCUCGUGUAGAUGAUGUUCUGGCCUCCCUGCAGGUCUCCUCCCACAAGUGUAAGAUUAUGUACUACACCGAGGUGCUGGCGUCCCAUGACUUCAGGGGAUCCAUGACCAGUCUGGAGUCGUGUCAUAGUGGUUUCUCACAGCUCAGUGGUGCCACUACUUCCUCUAACCAAUCACACACCAGCUCCAUCUCAAGGUAGCAUCUGCCCAACAUCUGCCCCAAAGCAACAGUUACCCAAAACUGAAUGACAUGUGACCUACGUUUUCUGAUGUUGUUUGUAAUUUAGAUCAGAGCUGAGUAAAGUUUCUGUGACCCUUUUCGUUUCUGUAAAAUCAUGUAGCAGUUUUUUCCUGUCCUUUGUUAGUUGUUGUUUUAUGUUCGUGUACAGUAUAAAAACUAAUAAAUAUACCAUUUGUAGUUAGAUAAAUGUUCAUAAAUGCUGAAUAAAUGAAUUACAAUGCCUCAUGAAUAGCAGAUAGUUAGAUAGAUGAAAUUAGAUGAGAUGGGGAUUGAAAGUGAAACCUGUAUAAUGCUUUUAUCUUCUAUCCCUGAAGUUCCUUUCAUUGUCCACAAGAUGUCAGGGCACUCUGCGACUGGAGCUGCUCUCGGCUCUGCAGUGUUCUCAACACAUGCAGUUUUACAUUUACAUGUCGUCUGGUCUUUUAAGAAAUCUUUUUUUAAAUAAAGAAAUUAUCACAUAAAUUAAAAUUCAUGUAUC
Messenger RNA from Paralichthys olivaceus (Japanese flounder), 2700 nucleotides. NCBI's taxonomy places the organism in Eukaryota, Metazoa, Chordata, Actinopteri, Pleuronectiformes, Paralichthyidae. The record is from RefSeq and is a predicted model, not a curated record.